AACGUCCCAGCAAAUACACGGCAAGGGAAAAUGGUGAACGUAGGCUACAAAGUUCUCUUUGCUCUGGCCAUCUGGACGAUGACUACAGAGGCCUUUCCCAAAGGCGCUGAGAGGACAAAAUGCCACCUCACAAAAUACAAGUCCCUGCCACCUCGGGAACUGGAGGCCUUCAAGAAAGCCAAGGACAAAUUUGAGGACAUGAUGCUGUUGUCAGACCGAAAAUGCAGCACCAGGAUUUUCCACCGGAACUGGGAAGUCAAAGAGCUGUCGGAGCACGACAGAGUCAUCCUGGUCGAGAAGGAGCUGGACUUUACCAUUAACGUGCUGGAGAACGUUGAGGACCCCAGUCUGUCCAAGCUGCUCUCAAGGCCUCUAGAAAUCCUGACGCAAAUCAGAGGGGACCUGAGGGGCUGCACCAGAGAAACUCAUUCUCAUCGACACUCCAGGAGGCUGAACAAUUGGCUCCAAAAUUUCCAUGAGAGCAAAGAGACGGAAACACCUGGCUGCCUGGAAGCAUCUGUGAUCCUCAAUCUCUUCCGACUGCUGAACGAAGACUUGAGAUGUGCAGCCUACAGGGAGCUCUGUGUGUAGCCAUCUGGUCUCUGCAGUGCCCGUG
Messenger RNA from Chelonia mydas (Green sea turtle), 616 nucleotides. Its product is annotated as interferon lambda-3-like. Gene Ontology annotation, molecular function: cytokine activity. The transcript is spliced from 6 exons. The record is from RefSeq and is a predicted model, not a curated record. Gene Ontology annotation, biological process: cell surface receptor signaling pathway via JAK-STAT; defense response to virus; innate immune response. Bases 31 to 591 code for a protein of 186 amino acids. Lineage: Eukaryota; Metazoa; Chordata; Testudines; Cheloniidae.